Galleria mellonella (greater wax moth) is the source of this 2008-nucleotide messenger RNA. RefSeq names its product phosphate carrier protein, mitochondrial-like. Bases 5 to 1087 code for a protein of 360 amino acids. The record is from RefSeq and is a predicted model, not a curated record. Gene Ontology annotation, molecular function: phosphate transmembrane transporter activity. The transcript has 8 exons. Gene Ontology annotation, biological process: mitochondrial phosphate ion transmembrane transport. NCBI's taxonomy places the organism in Eukaryota, Metazoa, Arthropoda, Insecta, Lepidoptera, Pyralidae. Gene Ontology annotation, cellular component: mitochondrial inner membrane.
AAUUAUGUUCUCAUCACUGUUGGACACGGCGCGGAACUCGCCAUUCCGCGGCCCUCUCACCCCCGCACAAUGCCAAGCUGGCGCCCUGACGCCGGCCAGCAUUGAACAGCCACAGGGCAUGGCAGCGUCCGCUGUCGUCCCACAGGACUCGUGCGAGUUCGCGUCUCCCAAAUACUUCGCGCUAUGCGGUCUCGGCGGUAUCCUGUCUUGUGGUAUCACCCACACCGCUGUGGUGCCUCUGGAUCUGGUCAAGUGCCGUCUGCAGGUGGACGGAGAGAAAUACAAGAAUGUAGUGACUGGCUUCAAGGUGUCCGUACAAGAGGAAGGUGUCCGAGGUCUCGCCAAGGGCUGGGCACCCACAUUCAUCGGUUACUCACUACAGGGUCUCUGCAAGUUCGGCCUGUACGAAGUGUUCAAAGUGGGCUACACCGGUCUACUGGACGAGGAGACCGCCUACACGUACCGCACGCUCGUGUACCUCGCCGCCUCCGCCUCCGCUGAGUUCUUCGCCGAUAUUGCUCUGUCGCCGCUCGAAGCAGCUAAAGUGCGUAUCCAGACCAUGCCCGGCUUUGCGAACACGCUCCGCGAGGCGUGGCCCAAGAUGGUCCAGAACGAGGGCUACGGCACAUUCUACAAGGGCCUGGUGCCACUGUGGGGCCGACAGAUCCCUUACACCAUGAUGAAAUUCGCCUGCUUCGAGAGGACCCUCGAGUUGUUAUAUAAGUACGUAGUGCCCAAGCCACGCGCGGACUGCACCAAGGGUGAACAGUUGGUGGUGACGUUCGCGGCCGGCUACAUCGCCGGCGUGUUCUGCGCCAUCGUGUCCCACCCUGCCGACACCGUCGUCUCCAAGCUUAACCAGGAUAAGACGGCGACCGUGGGCUCGAUCGUCGGCAAGCUGGGCUGGGCGGGCGUGUGGAAGGGUCUCGGCCCCAGGAUCAUCAUGAUUGGUACCCUCACCGGCCUGCAGUGGUUCAUUUACGACGCGGUCAAGGUAUGGCUCAGAAUGCCCCGACCCCCACCAGCUGAGAUGCCCGAGUCCCUACGCAAACGGCUAGAGGCCGAGGAGGCGAAGGCGAAGAAGUGAACAUAGCGUUAAUACCCUCGCAAACUAGCCAAACAACGUCCAACGUCGUCUCUCUCUCUUAUCUAUGCGAAAAGAGAGAGAUGAAAUUGGAUAAAUUCUGGCUGUGUUAAGAGUUAGACAAGUUAUUGUAUUCAAUGAUGUUUCAAUAGUCCAAUAAUAUAGAUUUAUGUACAAUUGAGUCGUGUACGUAACACAAUAACAUACUUAGGGUUCAGAUUUCUCUGGCACACACAACUUUGGCUGAGUAAUAACUCAGCUACGGCUGAGUAAUAACUCAGCCACGGCUGAGUAAUAACUCAGCCACGGCAGAGUAAUAACUCAGCCACGGCAGAGUAAUAACUCAGCCACGGCAGAGUAAUAACUCAGCCACGGCAGAGUAAUAACUCAGCCACGGCAGAGUAAUAACUCAGUCACGGCUGAGUAAUAACUCAGUCACGGCUGAGUAAUAACUCAGUCACGACUUAGUAAUAAUUUUGCCACGAACAUGUUCAACACUAAAAUUGUUGCGUGCCCGUUGCCAACCCAAAAGAAAGCUCGUUGUCAUUUUUUAAAGAACAACAAAAACGUUCGAUCUUCUUUUUGGUUGUAAUUCAUACCUUGAAUGCGAUUGUAAAUCCACUAUUGAGACAUCAUUACCUAAAUAAACCGCGACGUUAAAGUGAGAUUCACUGCCUUGUCAAGCAUACACCUAUAUGUAUAUGUACAAUAAUCAAAUACUGAUAUAAAACAUCGCGGCGAUCGUUUUGUUCCACAUAUGUAGUACCAACAAUUACCACAAUAAAUAAGCGUGUUUAUUGUUAAUUUAUUAUUGAAUAAAAUAUAUUUUAAUUUAUUUUUGUUGGUUUAUUUAUGUAUAUAAGCAGUUCGGUUGGAUGUAUGUAUCACCGUUGGAAAUCUCGUUCAAUAAACAUUAGAACAACA